CAGUAUAAGGAGGCUGAAGAUGACAAGGAGAUGGCAUGAAAUGUUUCAGAAGAGCCCUUGAGCCAGAGGAGGGAGGCGGACGAGGAGGAAGCCUACACACACAUACACACAGCCUGCCGGGCGGUGCCACAGCCGCUCACACAGGAGAGGGAGGAGGAGCGCCCAUCACACACACACACAUACACACUCCUCCUCACUCAUAUGUGUAUCAUCCUCCUCUACAUGGAGCACCACUAGAGCCCCCACUUCCUGCUUCACCAUCCUUCUACAGGAGCAGGCCUUUAAGAUGCUAUUGUAUGUAUGUCGCUGCACAGGUUAUGUGGCCAGUAAAUUCAGCCAGGUCAUGUAAAAGCAAGUAAUACGUGGCCCAAAACAAUUUGCUGCAAAGAUGGAGGAACUCUAUAAGGAAACACCAGAACUACAGGUUGACUUGAAUAGCACUCCUUCCUCUAUCCCAAACAAACUUGAGAAUGGGGUUGCCCAGCUUAUUACUGCAGAAGCUUGGAAUAUUAACCCAUCUGGUCUUAUCAAAAAAGCGCUUUCUCCUCUAGUAACUGUUCCAGCAGCCCCUGUUCUUGGCCCCUCUUCCGAUUCCCAGAGUGGAGUAGCACUAAAAGUGGCUGCAACUGUACUUCAGCCGAUUUGUCUUGGAGAAAGCCCUGUUGUGCUUCCAAUACACUGGCAAGUUGCAGGUAGCACACCACCUCAAAUAGGUACUAGCAACAGCAGCCCACCAUAUGUUAUCACCACACAAGGGCCUGUCCCAUUGCCUGUGCUUUUGGAGCAACACGUUUUUCAGCACUUGAACUCUCCUCUGGUAUUGCCACAAGGAUCGUCAUGUCCUGGCGCUACAUUUCAAAACCAUCUUUUUCCUGGAACUGCUGCUACAGUUGGUCAACCCCAAAUCCUUGAUGAAAAGACUUCUAGUCCAGUGCAAGAAACAGUUCUGCCACCUGUUUUUCAAAAUCCAGGUUUUUCAGCUGUGCUGCAAGAUUUCUUUCCGUCACCAAACAAUCUAGGCACACCUUCCCCGUGUCAUAUAUCUUCAGAUUAUGCCUCUACCAAUGUCCACACUGUUCCACCGCAAGCCUUUAGCUCGUCUUUAUCACCACUAGUUCCUCCUGCCACUCUCCUGGUACCGUAUCCAGUUAUAGUCCCUUUGCCAGUGCCAAUACCUUUACCAAUCCCAAUCCCCAUACCAGUGCCACACCCUGAAUGUCCAGAGAAUGCAAACCAUCAAAAAACAACAGUUGAAAUCCCAAAGAGUUGCAAAAGCACACAGACCCCAAUGGAAAAAGAAGACAUUAAACCUUUUGAAUCCACAGGAAAGCCAGAACUUGCACAAUUUCAUCGGCACUCUGUCAUCAAAAUGAACAAUGAAAACGAAGCGCUGGAUCUUUCGUUAAAAACUGAAACACUGGUGAAAAGCAAUGAUGUGAUUAGUACGAAUAACCAAGCGAUGGAGGAAGAAGGCGUUUUAGACCUUUCAUUCCCAGUUUACAAAAGAUGUGUUAAUACUACAAGUACUCAGAAUGGAACUUCUGUGUCGUAUGGGCAACUUGGUGACUCUUCAAGCACUUCCACUGGUAAAAAAAAAUCUACCCCUACAACACUGAAUCCAAGCCUUGUGCAUCAUGAGCUGACGCAGAAAGAUACACGCGUCAUCUGCACUAAUUCUAGUGAACUUAUAAGACAGCAGAAAUGGUCUUCUGAACAAAGCAACAGAGGUAGCUAUGAGCCAAAAUCCACCAACAACAUAGAACUUGUGAGUAGCUCCCAAAAAGCAAAAGUAAUUGUUUCUGUAAAAGAUGCUGUGCCGGCCAUAUUCUGUGGCAAAAUCAAAGGGCUUUCUGGUGUGUCUACAAAAAACUUUUCUUUUAAGAAAGAUUUACCACAAGACUCUACUGUGCAGGGCUAUGAUGGGAAGACUCAGGCAGAAGUAAAGGAGAAUGCUGAUGCAUUAAGGAAACCAGUAAAGAACAGAAGUGUUAAAUUAAAGAAAGUGAAUUCACAAGAAAUGCACAUACUCCCAAUCAAAAAGCAGAGACUAGCUGCUUUCUUUCCAAGGAAAUAGGAUCUGCCUCAUUGGAGAAGUUAAAGCCAAUUAGAAGGAGGCGUCCAUUUGUUGGGUUUGACUGGAAGGUGAUAUUGAAAUAUCACACCCGUGUCCUGAUUCACUGGCCCUGCAUUCUACAGCCCUGCACAGGGCACCUUGCGAUCUAGCGGUAGAUCAAAGAACUGCUGUGUGUGGGGCUGUAGCAGACAGAAACUGGAUUAAGCGACUCUACUCCUAGGAAAAUAUUACUUCAAAACAACUUUU
Molecule: messenger RNA, 2320 nt
Organism: Rana temporaria (common frog)
Lineage: Eukaryota; Metazoa; Chordata; Amphibia; Anura; Ranidae
Gene: RAI2
Product: retinoic acid induced 2
Exons: 2
Coding region: 389-2074 (561 amino acids)
Biological process (GO): animal organ development
Cellular component (GO): nucleus
Source: RefSeq, a predicted model, not a curated record